Messenger RNA from Phanerochaete carnosa HHB-10118-sp, 1150 nucleotides. RefSeq lists its product as uncharacterized. The coding region runs from base 94 to 1044 and encodes 316 amino acids. The transcript has 8 exons. NCBI's taxonomy places the organism in Eukaryota, Fungi, Basidiomycota, Agaricomycetes, Polyporales, Phanerochaetaceae. The record is from RefSeq and is a predicted model, not a curated record.
CCCACGACGACGAGUAACAACGACUUUGCGUCUUACUUGACUCCUCGAAUACCGAUCAGAGCAGGUACCUCGUGAAGACUGGAAUCUGAAGACAUGUCGCAGAAGAACGACUCGCUGACGUUGACUCGCGUCGAAGACCUCACGCUUGGCGUAGCCGCGUUCGUGCCGGACGUGCCUGCGCUGAACCGUCUGGUGGCUUGUGUCGGCAGUGCUGGUGGAAAAGACAAGUUCCUUGCGCUCGUGCAGUAUACUCUGAAACUUGUUGCUCAGUUUCUUGCAUGGCGUGCGCAGGUGCAGCACCGGGCGGGUAGGAGGCUGGCGCCUACCAGUGAUGCUGCUCCUGCAUUGACCAAGUUUGCGGGCAUCAUCUCUGACGCGCGUAUGGUCCAUAACAUCACUAGUAUGUUUGGAAUGUGGCGGUGGCUGAAGGCCAUUGAAUCUCAGCCGUACAAGACGAGGCGGCUGCGAACCAUCGAGCGGCUUCAGGGCUGGUCAAUCCUCCUCUACUUUCCUCUCGAGCACAUCUGCUAUCUCAUUGGCCACGGAGUCCUGCCAGCACAAUGGUCGAUAGGCCGUCCCGCCGCCUCUCAGCUUACCAAUGAGAAGAUCCAGUCAGGGACUGUCAAGGUCGAUGUCGGCAAGCUCACUCGGAUCUCGAUGGGCCUGUGGGGCCUAUAUACCGUUCUCCAGCUGCUGCACUAUCGAGAGGACCUCAAGGAGCUUGUUGAGACUGGAGUGAGUCUUAGUAAAACGAAGGCGGACGCUACAAAGCAGAAACUGUCCGAGCUCAAACGCAAGCGGACCCUCAUAAUGGGAGAGACUAUUGCUCAGCUUUGCAAUCUCCCACUCGCCAUUCACUGGGGCACUGGAAGCACUCUAAUCAAGAGCGAACUUGUCGUCAAUCUUUUGAACCUGACUGCCAAUUUGGCAAGCUUCAGGUCGUUAUGGAUAACCAACGGCCCACCUCCUGAUACCGAGGACGCUGUAACGGAUCCAGAUAUUCUUGCGCCUGUGGGGCUGGAUGCUGGUCUGGAUGAGAUAUGAGAUCUGAUAUCUACGCUUAGGCUCGUAUUUCUGAGGACAUCGUUAUGAAUGGUCUACCAUACGCUUGUUAUGCUGCGUUGGUGAAUGGAUCUAAUCACUGGCAAUG